This is a messenger RNA of Strongylocentrotus purpuratus (purple sea urchin), 1951 nucleotides long. RefSeq names its product cubilin-like. The record is from RefSeq and is a predicted model, not a curated record. Bases 127 to 1563 code for a protein of 478 amino acids. The transcript has 8 exons. NCBI's taxonomy places the organism in Eukaryota, Metazoa, Echinodermata, Echinoidea, Camarodonta, Strongylocentrotidae.
GGUAAUCUUGCCAAAAGCCCCUUCCCCGACGCCAGGAAUACAUCUUGUGGUGGCACGGUCAGGCUGGAAAUUGAUGAGGAGCAGACGAUUACGUCACCAUCGUAUCCAGAGCCGUACGGUAACUACAUGCAAUGUGAUUGGAUAAUCAGGAUCGUACCAGGACGAUGCAUCGGCAUCUCCUUCAGAGAUUUCGAGCUUGAGACUAAUCAGGACUAUGUGGAGAUUGGAUCUGGCUCCAACGUCGGAACAGAUCUUGUCAAUGGCGGGAAGCUGACCGGACAUUCAUUUCAUCACAAGGCCAUCGUGAUCGAGAACAACGUGGCCUGGAUACGGUUCACGAGUGACCUGGCCAAUGCCCGACGUGGCUUCUCAGCAAUAGUCAGGGGCCAACCCCACAAUGGUUGUGGUGGCACAAUAAACAUCUCUAACGAUGGAUAUAUCGUGGUCGCCUUCCCCCUCUUCCCCGACCUCGGUUACUGGGUUAACCUCAACUGCAUCUGGAAGUUCACGGGAUCUGAGGGCCGCACGCUCUCAGUCAUAUUCAAAGACUUCGCCACUGAGGAGACAUACGACACAGUGAGCGCUGGCUACGGGAGCAGCCCGGCUCGCGAUGGAUCCAACUAUGUGAUCAACAGCGCCAGUGGUAGUGGACUGCCAGAGCCGGCAGGGUUCGAUACCCCUUCCAAUGAAGCUUGGAUCUACUUCCGAUCCGACAGCUUUAUCACCAAUCGCGGUUUCAAAGUAGAAGUAUCAGAUACAUCGAUCAGGCAUUGUGGUGGCGAGGUCGUAGGAGGAUUCUUCACUACCAAGCUGGUGAUUGACUCACCCGGUGGUUCUACGUACAGAAAAUUCCUUGACUGUUUGUGGGAGAUCGAGAUUCCUUUUGGUGGCCAAAUCCGCCUCUUUUUCCCGCAGUUCCUAACCGAGCAAUACCGCGACAUCGUCAUCGUUGGCAACGGAACGGAUACCGAAGACAACGAGAGCAUUUUUAUCACUCACAGCGGCCGAAAGAAGCCUAAAGAAGUCCUAACAUACGCUCAGAAUCUUUGGGUCCGGUUCAUGACAGAUUCCGACUAUGAAUUAUCCGGUUGGACCAUGGUCGUGGAAGCAAUACCCUAUACAAAUUGCAGUGGUCACCUCUCCAUCCCACCCGAAGGCUCCAUCACAAUCGGUUCGCCAAACUUCCCCAACAACUACAACAAUGGAGAGACAUGUUACUAUCAUAUCAUCGGUGCCCCUGGUAAAAGGAUACUGGUCAAUUUUCUGGAGUUUAACACGGAACGAGAUUUCCAAGACGUUAUGAACAUCGGAGACGGAUGCUUCCUGGAGAGCGGGGAUAUCAUUGUCAGAAACCACAGUGGCCAUGGCUUACCAGAUCCUGGUAGAUACUUCUCCCGCAAAAACGCAGUAUGGAUGACUUUCCAAACCAGUGAGUUUAGCGAUGACAAGGGAUGGCUCAUCAACUUUGCCGACGCCGGAACCCCCGUUUAUGACGUUGGCGCUCCCUGCGAGGGGUUCGUGCGUGUGGCUGAGGAACGCGUCAUUGAGGGCAGUGUCCCGUAAAGAUAGGAAGAAACAGAAACUGUUUGCGAUAAACAGGGGUCACUUCAAUCAUAGAGACACAAAUGUCCAUCGGUCGAUGUAUAGAAAAUCAAGGAAGAAACAAAAGCGUUUUGUAAAAACCAGCUACACAUUCUCAUUGGUUUGUAUGAUUCCGUGCAUGGAGAUAUUUUAUUUAGAGGUUCCGACGUACGUAGUUAGUUUUAGUGGUUUCAAAGCACAGCUCGACAGGAGCUUUGUAGAUGCAGUUUCCUUUAUUCUUGCAUUACGAACAUUUCAGACUAGGUAACAUGAGUCUGAGUUACCGACUGCCUCUUUUCAUUGAUAAUUUGCAAUCUUGUAAUAUUAUUGCUUGACACAUUAAAAUACAAACACAAAAAAGGGAUCGUUU